GCCCCACCUGGGUGAACCUAGGGGGUGCCCGCCCCCCUGGGCAGUGCCGGCCCCACCUGGGUGAACCUAGGGGGUGCCCGCCCCCCUGGGCAGUGCUGGCCCCACUUGGAGGUGGGAUCUAGGGGCCAUAUGACCCCUGGGCAAAAUAAGGCUCUGUGUCUGUAGGAGUUCCCUGUCCCCCAAGCAAUGGGGCAAUGCCCUCUACUUCCCGCCAGUCUUCUGGCUGUGUGAAUGACCCCCCCUUUCCCCCUGAAAACCAGCUGGGCAGGCCUAGCACCUUGUGUGUCAUGCCAGCCCCUAACUGGGCUCUGUACAAGUGGAGGGGGUGGGUCUUGGGCCUACCUGAGAAAAUGUGUCUCUUCCCCCACUCACCCCCUGCCAGAGUCAUCUCACUGGUAGGGGUGUGUCCCAUACCUGCCCCUCCUCCCUCAGGCUUGGGUGGGAGUUGGGAGAAUGUGCCAAGGCUGCUCCCCCCCCAAAAAAACCAACCAAACAAAAAAAAAAUAAGGCAGUGCCUGCCUGGGCUGUGGGGCUGGGAGCAUGUACCUGGUCUGCUUCAUUCCUCCCCACCCGAGAUCAGCACCACCUGUGAUCUGUGUAUGCCUGAGCCAUGCCUGCAUCCCCCCUGUGUGUACGCACUUGUGCCUCGCCUCGUGUGUGUGCAUGUGAGCACUUGUACCAUGCCAGCAUGCCCUGUGUGUGUGUGUGUGUGUACCAUGCAAAUGCUCCCUGUGGCCCCAGGAAGAUGUGUUGCUGGGAGGGCUGGACCCAGAUCCUCCAGUUUCGUACGCCAGGCUGUGGGGGAGUGGGGCCAUCCUGCUGGCUGCUGCAGGACUGCCAAGCUGGCUGGGUCCGCGAGAGGAGGCUCUCUCAACACACUGGGAGGAGGAAUACGUUUUUCCUGCUCAGGGUGGAGCUGCUUUGAAAACAGCCUCAACAGUAACCCAAAGAUGGGGGGAUGGGGUCCAUCUCAAGGAGUGAGGCCUUCAGGGCACCUCCCCAGCUCUUCUGCCACUCUGUGUCUGUGGAGCCCCUGCAUCCCUCACCCUGAAGAGCCCUCCAAGGGCAGAAGGGGUGAAAAUGGCCUACCUUGCAAAAGGCUUCCUUGGCCCCAUCUCCAUCCCCCAAGUGGGCUGUCCCACCACUGGCAAGCAGAGCAAGUUGAGAGGGGCGGAGACAGCUCCCACCACUAAUGGCCAGGGGGUGGAGCUCUCAUAGCUGGUCAGAGAAUCCUGGAGCCACCCAUAGGUGCCAUGCAGACCCCCUGCCCCUUGAAGUCAGCAUAGGACUGUGCAGUGUCCAGGCUUCUCCUAACUGUCUCCACCAGGCAUGUGUUCUGUGUCGGUU
This is a messenger RNA of Mauremys reevesii (Reeves's turtle), 1347 nucleotides long. RefSeq lists its product as uncharacterized. The transcript has 2 exons. The coding region runs from base 195 to 1193 and encodes 332 amino acids. Lineage: Eukaryota; Metazoa; Chordata; Testudines; Geoemydidae. The record is from RefSeq and is a predicted model, not a curated record.